This is a messenger RNA of Oryza sativa Japonica Group (Japanese rice), 1594 nucleotides long. RefSeq lists its product as uncharacterized. NCBI's taxonomy places the organism in Eukaryota, Viridiplantae, Streptophyta, Magnoliopsida, Poales, Poaceae. The record is from RefSeq and is a predicted model, not a curated record.
ACAAAAGAGGACGAUCCUACAAUUACGCAAUCCAAGAGGGUUCAGAUCUGAUCACCGGGACAAUUACAUUACCACCUCACCCCCCGAAACUCACCCCUAAUCACCUUAGAACCCCUCAACUCCACUAACACACUGAAACCCCAAAAUUUAUGUAAAACCAAGGGGCUGAAUCGAAAAAAACCCGAGCAGUUAAAAACUCCCACCGUCCCACUCCUCCUCACUCCCACCACUUCGCUCGCCGCACCAAACCACCACCCCCAGCCAGCCAUGGCGGCCGCCGCCGACCACGCAGCCACCGCCAUUGCCAUCCCCGGCGACCCUCUCGCCGACAGCGCCUGCUCCACCCCGUUCGUCAGCGCGCCGUCCAGCCCGACGCGGGAGCGGGAGCGGGAGCACCACUUCGCUUCUCCCCACGGCGCGCCGUGCUUCUUCAGCGCGCCGGCGAGCCCCACCCGCGGCGGCGGCGGCGGCGGGUGCCUCGGUGACUUCGACUUCGACUUCUCGUCGCGGUUCCCGUCUCCCUCCGCGGCGGCGAUGUCGUCAGCGGAUGAGCUCUUCCACAACGGCCAGAUCCGCGCUGUCCGUCUCUCCGCGAUGCUCCUCCAGCCUCAGCCUCUGGCUCCGCUCGUCGACGGCGACGGCCACGCGUCGCAUCUGGCGGAGGAGGAUGCGGCGGCGGUGGAGGAGGAUGGUGCGGAGGCCGACGAGCGUGGCCGCAUCCGCAGCCGGUCGGUUCGACGGAAGGCGCGGUCGAUGUCCCCGUUCCGCACGCGCUGGAGGGCGCCUUCUCCCGCGCCGGAGACCGCCGAGGAGGUCGAGGCAGUCGCCACGCCGGCGGCGUCUCGCUCGUCGUCGUCCUCGUCGACGGCUUCCUCCGCUUCGUCCACCUCCUCACGAGGCUCCCGCCGGUGGGCGUUCUUGAAGGAUCUCCUCCACCGGAGCAAGUCGGACGGCGGCAAGAACCACCACCACGACACCGCGCCACCGCCUCCUCCGCCAAAGAGGAGCCCGUCCCCGUCCCCGUCUCCGUCUCCGGCUCCGGCGGCGGCGAGCGCGAGAGGAGGGAGAGGGGCAGCAACGGGGAGGAGGAGCAGGAGGAGAUCGGCGCACGAGAGGCUGUACGAGGCGAGGAGGGCGGAGGCGGAGGAGAUGCGGCGGCGGACGUACCUGCCGUACCGGCAGGGGCUCCUCCUCUUCGGCUGCAUCGGCCUCGGCUCCCGCGGCUACGGCGCCGUCCACGGCCUCGCGCGGGGGCUCAACGCCGCCGCCGCCGUCUCAUCGCGGUCAUGACUCGUGACCUCCAUGGCUGCUCCCGCCAUUGAUGCCGUUCUUGGAGCUCGGAUGCAUGCUGCUCUGCUUGCUCGUCUGUGUAGUGGCAAAUGCAGUGUGGAAAAACCUGCAAAAAUUGCAUAGAAAAUAGUAGUAGCUAGUAUUAGAAGUUUGCUUUUGCCUUAAUACUAGUUUCUUGUAUGGAUUUUGGUGAUGUAAACAAAGCUUGUUCAUCUGGUGAUGGUGAUGACCACUCCCUUAACAAUGGCAAAAAAUGUGUUCUUUUACUACAGUACUUCAGAACUAUACUUGUAUUAACUGGAAA